Procambarus clarkii (red swamp crayfish) is the source of this 1272-nucleotide messenger RNA. NCBI's taxonomy places the organism in Eukaryota, Metazoa, Arthropoda, Malacostraca, Decapoda, Cambaridae. The record is from RefSeq and is a predicted model, not a curated record.
AUGCAAGUUACAGAGAGUGAGGCACAGAUCAACAGUUCGUUGACCACAGAGAGUGAUGCACAGAUCAACGAUAACCUGACCACAGAGAGUGAGGCACAGAUCAACGAUAACCUGACCACAGAGAGUGAGGCACAGAUCAACGAUAACCUGACCACAGAGAGUGAGGCACAGAUCAACAGUUCGUUGACCACUGAGAGUGAGGCACAGAUCAACAGUUCGUUGACCACUGAGAGUGAGGCACAGAUCAACAGUUCGUUGACCACAGAGAGUGAGGCACAGAUCACCAACAACCUGACCACAGACAGUGAGGCACAGAUCAACAACAACUUGACCACAGACAGUGAGGCACAGAUCAACAACAACUUGACCACAGACAGUGAGGCACAGAUCAACGAUAACCUGACCACAGAGAGUGAGGCACAGAUCAACGAUAACCUGACCACAGAGAGUGAGGCACAGAUCAACGAUAACCUGACCACAGAGAGUGAGGCACAGAUCACCAAUAACCUGACCACAGAGAGUGAGGCACAGAUCACCAAUAACCUGACCACAGAGAGUGAGGCACAGAUCAACGAUAACCUGACCACAGAGAGUGAGGCACAGAUCAACGAUAACCUGACCACAGAGAGUGAGGCACAGAUCAACGAUAACCUGACCACAGUGAGUGAGGCACAGAUCAACGAUAACCUGACCACAGAGAGUGAGGCACAGAUCAACGAUAACCUGACCACAGAGAGUGAGGCACAGAUCAACGAUAACCUGACCACAGAGAGUGAGGCACAGAUCAACGAUAACCUGACCACAGUGAGUGAGGCACAGAUCAACGAUAACCUGACCACAGUGAGUGAGGCACAGAUCAACGAUAACCUGACCACAAUCAACGAUAACCUGACCACAGAGAGUGAGGCACAGAUCAACGAUAACCUGACCACAGAGAGUGAGGCACAGAUCAACGAUAACCUGACCACAGAGAGUGAGGCACAGAUCAACGAUAACCUGACCACAGAGAGUGAGGCACAGAUCAACGAUAACCUGACCACAGUGAGUGAGGCACAGAUCACCAAUGAGGCACAGAUCAACGAUAACCUGACCACAGAGAGUGAGGCACAGAUCAACGAUAACCUGACCACAGAGAGUGAGGCACAGAUCAACGAUAACCUGACCACAGAGAGUGAGGCACAGAUCAACGAGACCACAGAGAGUGAGGCACAGAUCAACGAUAACCUGACCACAGUGAGUGAGGCACAGAUCACCAAUAACUUGGCAACAUAG